Molecule: messenger RNA, 8776 nt
Organism: Lethenteron reissneri (Far Eastern brook lamprey)
Lineage: Eukaryota; Metazoa; Chordata; Hyperoartia; Petromyzontiformes; Petromyzontidae
Product: receptor-type tyrosine-protein phosphatase alpha-like
Biological process (GO): protein dephosphorylation
Molecular function (GO): protein tyrosine phosphatase activity
Source: RefSeq, a predicted model, not a curated record
UCUGAGAUGGCAUUUAGAGGCUGCAAGCAUCCGGCAGACGCAUUUUGCUAUAUUUGUGGCCAAUUUAUCAAGACAAGAGCGAAAAAGUACUCUGUGGAAGCAUCUGCUAAGAUGUGUGAGGCCUACAAGGCACAUUUCAUCUGCGUGCAAUGCAAAAAACACUCUGGAAGGAUGGUACAGAGGGGAAAAGAGAGCCAUGAAGUUCGCUAUCCCAAGAAUUUGGCGGAAACCCACUGACCACUCAAGAAACUGCUACUUCUGCAUGGUGGGCCCUUCCAAACGUCGGACUGGCAAGAAUGCACCUGCUAUUCGUAUCUGGACCUUCCUUCAUCCAUCGCCCCGGUGCCACGCUGCCAUGAGCUCCACGUACCCACUUCUGCGGAGAGAGAACAGCCGUCUUUAGAAGAGAGCAGCAAGUCAGAGAGUGAGGAAGACGUUGUAGAUCCAGAUGACAAUUUCAGAGGUGGAGCUGAGGAGAUAAACCCAUACUACCCCAACCAAAAAAACCUCAACGACUUGAUCAGAGACCUUGGUCUCACCAAGUCCAAUGCCGAGCUUUUGACGUCGAGGCUCAAGCAGUGGAACUUGUUGUAUGAAAGUGUACAAGUCACAGAUCAGAGGACGAGGUCACCAACAUUUUUGUAGCUUCUUCACCCGUCAAGAUGGGCUCUGCUUCUGCCACAAUGUGACCAGUCUGUUCGAGGCAAUCGGAAUCGCCUGUAACCAGAAUGAGUGGCGCCUCUUCAUUGACAGCUCAUCCAGGAGCCUCAAAGCCGUGCUGUUCCAUAAUGGGAACAAGUACCUGUCUCUUCCCCUGGCUCACUUGGUGCACCUCAAAAAGGAUUACAACAGCAUCCAGACCUUGCUGGACGCCUUGAAGUAUGAUGAGUAUGGCUGAGAGGUCAUCGGAGACUUCUAAAUGGUGGCAUUCCUGAUGGGUCUCCAAGGCGGUUUUACCAAGUUUCCCUGCUAUCUUUGCCUUUGGGACAGCAGGGACACCAAGGCGCACUACCACAGGCGGGAUUGACCACAGCGGACCGAGUUCUCUAUGGCGAGGAACAACGUCAAGUGGGAGCCACUUGUGGACUCCAGGAAAGGUGCUGAUGCCACCACUGCACAUCAAAUUGAGCCUCAUGAAACAAUUUGUCGAAGCUAUAGAUAAGGAGUCGGCAGCCUUCAAGUACUUUCAAGACUUCUUCCCUAAGCUGUCUGAGGCAAAGGUCAAAGCCGGUGUUUUCGUCGGACCACAGAUAAAGAAGAUCCUGGAGUGCAAUGAAUUCCCCAAGAAGCUCACUAGUAAGGAGAAAGUGGCUUGGGACAGCUUUGUCACAGUGGUUCGUGGCUUCCUGGACAAUCACAAGGUCGAAAACUAUGUGGAGCUGAUUGAGACUCUGGUGAAGUACUACAGCACAAUGGACUGUAGGAUGUCCUUCAAAGUCCAUAUCCUUGACGCUCAUCUUGAUAAAUUCAAGAACAUGGGAGCGUACCCGGAGGAGCAAGGCGAGCGCUUCCACCAGGAUAUUUUGGAUUUUCAAUGUCGCUACCAAAGACGGUAUAACGAGAACAUGAUAGGAGACUACAUUUGGGGGUUAUUCUUGAAAUAGAUUUACAGUAUUAUCGUAAAUUUCGAAAAACUACUCACUUAAAAUAUUUUGUAGUAAUUUUUUGUAUUACUUUAGUAUAAAUACAUGUUAAUUUUGAUUCAUAUGUUGUUUUUGUUCUGACUUUAUGUGAACGAAAAGACACAAAUUCGCCAGUUUUCUCAUUGAAAAUAGGUAAAUUUCAAAAUAUCACUGUCCUGGUCACAAAAGCAAAGUUUGUGGAGAAUAAUAGCCAUUUUCUAUACUUUUUAGGCAUAAGCAAUUACGAAAUAACACUAACUACCCAGGAACAAAAUGGUGUUACAUCGUGUUAUCAACUCAGCCUCAUCUGCUGCUAUGCGUAAACAUCGCCACUAGGGAGACAAAGGCGGCCGGGAGCGAUUGCUGGCCGACCCAACCGCGUCGUGUGCCGUGCAAAGCAUCCAUGGGGCUUCUACUCGCUUACAUGGCUUGUCCCUGUUAAGGCAAUACGGGGGGGGGGGGGGGAUCAUUGCCUUUGUGGAUGUUUAUCAUGCGCGUGUGCGCACGAGACUACGAGUGCGCACACGCGCGCGCGCGCUCCCUUGCACAUCCGGAAUGACAUCACCGUCUCGGACAGCAGAAGCGCGCCCCUGUGAUGCACGCGCACAGCAGCAGCAGCAUCGGCACAGCAGCAGCAGCGGAGGAAGAGGAGCAGGAGGAGGAGGAGGAGACGGCAUGGGUCGCUUGCAGACGCGCCUCCGCUGACGUGCACAGCGACCGCGAGCUGUAUUAGCAGCGCCUGCUGACUGACGGAACGCCAUGGACACGCGCGCCAUCCUGCUGUGGUGCGCCAGCGCCGCCCUCUCGCGAGCCCAGCUGCCAUCGGAGCAGGCGACGAGCGCCAUCGAGCAACAACCGACUCCAACCCAGACCGCCCCUCAAAUCACACCGGCCGUGGGACUCAAAGCCCAUCGCUCGGCUCCUCCAAACACACGUGAUUCUGACUCUUUGCACCCAGAUGACAACACAAGAGCCAUGAACAGGCAAGUGCUGGUGGGAGUGGUGGUGGCACUGGUGUUGCUGCUGGCGACUUUCGGGGCCGUCAUGCUCUACAUUCUGCGAUUUCGGAAGCGUAAACAGGCGUCGCUGAGCUUGGAGGUCGGUGCUCUGCAGAAUGGACGAGUGGCAGAGGAAUCGGAGUUCACGAGCACGCCUCUGCUGGCACGCGUGCCCAGCACGGGACGGCAGUUCCCUCCCGUGCCCGUCGGCCGGCUCGAGGAGGACCUUAUCCGGCGCUCGGCCGACGAGUGCAAGCUCUUCCGCGACGAGUUCAACGGGCUGCCCAGCGAGCAUCCCCAGCUCAUGUGCGAUGCCGCAAGCCAGGAGGAAAACAAGGACAAGAACCGCUACAUCAACAUCCUGCCGUAUGACCAGUCCAGGGUGCACCUGAGCCCAAUGGAAUCGGUACCCGGAUCCGACUACAUAAACGCAAGCUACAUAAACGGAUACAGAGAAAAAAACAAGUUCAUAGCAGCCCAAGGUCCGAAGGAGGAGACGAUAAUUGAUUUCUGGAGGAUGAUCUGGGAGCAGAACACUUCCACCAUCGUCAUGGUCACCAACCUGCAAGAGAGGAAAGAGACCAAGUGUUCUCAGUACUGGCCCGACAAGGGCUGUUGGACGUAUGGCUCCGUGCGGGUCUCCGUGGAGGACAUCACCGUCCUUGUGGACUACACUAUCCGCAAGUUCUGCGUACAGCUGGUCGGGGAGGGGCCGGGUAAACACCAAGCGCGCCUGGUCACCCAGUUCCACUUCACCAGCUGGCCGGACUUCGGGGUGCCCUUCACGCCCAUCGGCAUGCUCAAGUUCCUGAAGAAGGUCAAGACGUCCAACCCCUCUUACUCGGGACCCAUUGUGGUACACUGCAGCGCGGGAGUCGGCCGGACGGGAACGUUCAUCGUCAUCGACGCGAUGCUUGACAUGAUCCAGGCCGAGCAGCGCGUGGACGUCUUCGGGUUCGUGUCGCGCAUCCGCGCCCAGCGCUGCCAGAUGGUGCAGACCGACAUCCAGUACGUGUUCAUCUACCAAGCGCUGCUUGAGUUCCAGCUGUACGGAGACACGGAGCUGGAGGUGACUUCCCUGGAGUCGCAUCUGCAGAGGCUGUCGCUCCGCACUCCCGACACGGGGCUCAUCGGCCUGGAGGAGGAGUUCAGGAAGCUGACCUCUGUGAAGAUCCAGAACGACAGGAUGCGAGCUGGUAACCUCCCUGCCAACAUGAAGAAGAACCGAGUCCUGCAGAUCAUUCCGUAUGAUUUUAAUCGAGUGAUCAUCCCCAUGAAGAGAGGGGAGGAAAACACGGACUACAUCAACGCAUCCUUUAUAGAUGGCUACCGCCAAAAGGAUGCGUACAUCGUGACGCAAGGGCCCCUGCCCCACACGGCGGAGGAUUUCUGGAGGAUGGUGUGGGAGUGGAAGUGCUUCUCCAUCGUCAUGCUGACUGAGCUGCAGGAGCGUGGGCAGGAGAAGUGCUUUCAGUACUGGCCUUCCAAAGAUUCGAUCACCUUCGGUGACAUCUCCAUUGAAAUCAAGUCAGAGAAGCUCAUUGGCUCAUACACAGCCCGAGAAUUUGUCAUUUCCAGUGGCAAGGAUAACAAGAGCCGGCAGAUUCGGCAGUUCCACUUUCAAGGGUGGCCAGAGGUGGGCAUCCCAGACGACGGCAAGGGCAUGAUCGGCCUCAUCGCCGACGUGCAGAGGCAGCAGCAGCAAUCGGGAAACCAGCCCAUCGUGAUCCACUGCAGCGCCGGCGCGGGCAGGACGGGCACCUUCUGCGCGCUCAGCACGGUGCUGGAACGCGUCAAAGCCGAGGGCAUCCUCGAUGUCUUCCAGACCAUCAAGAGCCUGCGCAUGCAGCGGCCGCACAUGGUGCAGACCCUGGAGCAGUACGAGUUUUGUUACAAAGUGGUACAGGAGUACAUCGAUACCUUCUCGGACUACGCCAACUUCAAGUGAAACGACCGUGCGGAGGUCUGCCGACCGAGGGCAGCUGCGAAUCACAAGGAGGAGGAAGCGACAACGAGCACCCAGAGCAGCCAAUGCAGCGCAUUUCCACAUCUGCGAUUCCACGUGUGCACGACAUUUCGUAGAACAAGGGGCAGCCAGCUACACAGGCUAAGGACGUCUCUCCUGCUGCCCUUAGAAUUGUAGAUAGUUUCUCAUUAGGAAUUUCCACUAAGAACAUAUAUUACAUCAAUUUGAACGAUAAUGAUAGAGACAAUAUUUACAUUCUAGAUUUGAAGCUUUUGUGACUGCAAGGAUUCAUAUUCUUAGGUUUUUUUUUUCGGUAAAGUCACGUAGGUAAAAAAAUUUAAUUAAUAAAAGUAAAAUUAAAUAAAAAUCACGCCGUUUCGAAGGCAACACAAGCUUCCGCCUUCAGGUGGAACCGUCACAGCACGAAAAAAAAACCUAACAAUAUUUACAGCCAUUUGUCAUCUCACUUCUGGAUGAAGGACUUCUCAUGCCGUGUCGGCUGUGGGGGUCAUUUAGCCAUACCUCACCACGCUGCCCAGUGCAGAUUGGUGAAGGGGGUGCCCAAGUUUGGUUUGGACAUCACUCGCCACUGAUGUUCGCCUUGGCUGGAAUUCGUUAGGUUGCUGGGUUCAUAGCGCAGUGCGCUAACCACUGUCACCAAGCCAUCCAGGUCGACUAAAUACAUCUUAGUCUAGCUACGAUGUAUUACUUUGACAACGAAAGCUCAUCGUGACCCACAGCCUCUUAAACGCCGGUCACACAGGUAAUUUUUUAUUCGAAUUGUUAAAAAGUAUUCAUGUGCUGCACUUUGCAUUCUAUCGCUUGCAAAUGCAGUAAAACACAUCCUGUGAAGCACUUUAUACGGAUAAUUUGUAAAUGGGUGUUACGAGCCACUAGUAAUGCGCAUUCAAAGCAAUUAGAGGCAGCGAUUUGAUUUCCAAACACGCUUUUGGUGGCACAAUUAUAGCGGUAGGCUUUGUGUGUUAGGGAACUUAUCAAUGCACAGAACAUACAUGCAUCUUGUAAACAAGCAGACUAGGGGCCCCAAGCAGACGUUACGUUUGAGUGCGCAGUCAUGUGUGACGACAAGCAUUAUGUGAUGGACAAGCAACGUAAACUAAAUAUCGCGGUUGUGUGAAAUAAUGAGCAUAGACUAAUUACGAUUAAAAUUUGUUUAACAGCCAUCAGAAAGAGAUUAUAUAUAUGUAAAUCCGAAUUCAAGCUGCUUGGGGCACUAAGCUUUCACUUGGGAAGCUUAUGCAUAACACCACUACCAGUAGUUAUUGACCAGCGUUCCAUUAUUCGGUGUGCAAAGGCAUAUCAAUGGUCUUCAUCUUGCAUGAAGCAAUGUGGAAAAACAACACUGGGAUCGUUCUGUGUGUUCCUCCACCUGGACAUUUAGGCCCCCCAGGGUGAUGGCAUCCAGCGGUUCGCAACAGCGCGAGCAGUGUGCGCUGCAAACACCGGCUCCGUCGUGUAAAUACAAUGUAACGCAAGUCGCAUUAUUUUGUACCUGUGUUGGAAGCUUUGUUUUAUUUUUUUUAACGGGGGAGGGGGGAAAAAUUGUGCCGAAAGUGUACCGUGCAAUUGCGUUAUUUUUUAAAUGUGGACACCAUGGAGUGCACAGUAUUUAAUUGUUAAUUAAAAUAAAUUCCGCAAGUUUGUAUAUUUUUUAUGAAAUAUUAUAUAUACAGUAUAUCAUUACGAGACAAUCUUUGCGUCAAGUUUGCCUGUUUAAGUUAUUGUGAUGUAUAUCUUUGGGCUGCCUUACCAUGCAAACCCUUCCCCCCCCCCGUCUCACCCUGUGCAAAUGCAUUGAACAAAAUAUAAAAUAUCAACCGUUUUUGUAUAUAUUGCCAAGAACCCAACACGAUUAAUUCACUCGUGCCACGCUCUAUUUUUAAAAGGAGGUACUUUAUGCUCUAUAAUAAAAUCACACUUUUUUUAUUAGAUUGUAUUUAUUGUUAUUUAAAGUAAAAUGUUGGCCAAAAAAAACCUAAAUAGUCUGGCCAAAAAAGUAAUUGCUUUUGUGCUAAAAUCAGCAAUGAGGCGGUGCUCAUCUGAUGACAGCAUUUUCAUCCCUUACGGUGAGGGUCAGUCUAUCCACUUGGAGCAACCACUGUUGAUUUCCCCAUAAAGUGGUGUUUUAUUUUAUCGACCCCAGAAGGAUGAUGGGCUGAGUCACCCACCGACCCGGAUUUGAACUUGAAAUCUUCGAAAUGUGAGCCACUCACUACUGCCCAGCUACCUGGCCAGAUUAUGACGUGGUAUUUGCGUACUAUCGAUUACAAAUUUACAAGUCAAUAACAUUCCAUGCCAUAAUUUCGUAUGAUAAUUCCAAUUGCUUUUUAUCUUUCAUUUUACAACUUUUAAUACCAGAAAAAUAUAUACGGUUUUCUUUAGAAACACUUUAUGAAUGUAGCACAAUUGCCCAUGCGUUGCCGUAGAAUCUUAACUGUUGUCAGUUGCCCCCUUCCUGUAUCCCAUGAGCUGUGUGUCGGACGUGCGACAGGUAGCUUCAGUGUGCACGGAGGAAAGAACAAUGCGCCGCUUUCAAACAAAUCGCUUCCUUCUUCUGUAGACAUCAAAACUGCGUCGGGAGUCAACCUUGUGGCUUUUAGUCAACUCGGUCACUUCCAGGGUGUUGGUAUAAAACCUACACGUUGUGACCUUUAUGAAUUAUUUACAUCAACAUGGACGGAUUGCGCUAUCAAAUAGCCACUAGGUUAAGUAAAUAAAGCCUCCUUCCCAUAUUUUGUCUCAACGUAAAAAAAAUACAAGACUUUUUACACAACCCAUGCCUUCAUCGCCUUCUGGGAGUGCAGAUUAGCAGCAUUGGUUCAACUCAAAACUGGACUGGUUUUGUCAUUCAGUGUCUCAUCAAAGUCAGACUUUCUUGCUUGAACCAAUACUGCUGAACUGCCCGAUGUUUACCGUAAAGGAGACAAAAAUGGGGCCUAGUUUCAUGCAAAACUUAAUUAUGCAUUUCAAAAUAACCAUUAAAUAAUAAUGAAUAACAAGUAUUAGUUUAACUGUGCAUUUCAUUAACAGACAUUUCCUGUACAUAUAUGCAUGUUCAGAAUCUGAGGCUAAUGCUCAUUUGGAGGCAUUCCAGAAGCAUUGUCCAUGGAAUAGUUCAUAAUACCUUUGCACUUACAAAAUUACUGACAUCUGAGCAUCUUUCCAAAAUGUAUUUUUUUCCCCCAAGGAAUUUCCCUAUGAAGGCUUUGUAAAAAAAAAAGUUGUGGCCGACGCAAUGGUCACUUGUUAUUAUGAGUUUUAAUUUAUUGAUUUGUACGGGUCUUUUUAUUCACGUGCCGUGCGGUCCAGCCUUUUGUAUUGGGUUUAUGAUAAAGUGUCAUAUCUUUGAUGACUGCAAUUUGGUGUUCAGUGUUUUGCAUGUGAAUGCUCGUGUCAAAUGCGAAUAUAAUUUGUUUCCAUCCCUGUACUUUGUGUAUUGUAAAACGUUCCAAGUUAUUUAUUUCGGUAUUUUAACAAAAAAAACCUCCCUCGAAUUAAAGUCACAGGUCACAUCAACCAUCAUUUAAUUAAUGAGUGAAUAUGCAAUUCAUUUUGACUUAACCUAAAUGAUAUUGCAAAAGAAAUAUUCUUUAUACGAUUAACUUUUUACGUGAUGAUUGAAAUUGGGACAUUUUAUGAGCGUUUUUGAGACAUCAUAAAAUAUAUUAUAAAACAAAAUGUAAAUCAAAUCUGAACAGCGUACAUUGCACCACGUGACCAGACAGUGGGAAGAUGUGUACGUGACUUGUCGGCGUUUGGGAGUGCUUCAAUGUGCUGAACUAAAAUAAGUGAAUUUGUAUCUAUUCUUACAUCCCAAUGGAAAGUGUUGACAGAAAAUUUGUAACGACCGACAAAUAGUGAUAUUUUAGACACAGCUUACGAGACCCUACCUAUAUUUGCCAUUGGAUUUUAAAACCAUUUGGUCAGAAAAAAAAUAAUUGCAGCACUUAUUUUUAUGCCCUUAAAUUUGAUAUUAGAGCAAGAUGAGAAUAACGUGCUCACAUCAUUUGUACAGAUUGUCCUUUAUGAGAUUGGUAUUGUAAGCACAAAGAUGUCACGCAAGUGGACAUGGAAACUUAAAUGAAAAAGUACCAAGCUAGACUCAUACCAACUUUGGAAAUUGUGAGUGUUACAAAAUAUUUUUGCGCUUUUUUUUAAGUCAUAAAUAA